Kwoniella botswanensis is the source of this 1308-nucleotide messenger RNA. RefSeq lists its product as uncharacterized. Bases 1 to 1308 code for a protein of 435 amino acids. The transcript has 3 exons. NCBI's taxonomy places the organism in Eukaryota, Fungi, Basidiomycota, Tremellomycetes, Tremellales, Cryptococcaceae. The record is from RefSeq and is a predicted model, not a curated record.
AUGCAGAAGACUAAAGGAGACACAUUCGAUCUGAGGGCAGAAGAAGACGCAGCCCGUCGUCUCAACGUCGGCAAGUCAAUCAACGUCUCAUCUUCCAUAAGUGGUCUCAACUCUCGUGCCAAGAGGACUGAUCUGAUAGGAAAGGUAGCUCUGAAGGAGAAAGUAGAUGCUAUAGCCAAAGACCAUGGAGUCACCAUCGAUCCAGAAGUCUCACUCUACCUACUUUCAACAAUUGAAAACCGUAUCAAAUCACUAUUUUCCUCUGCUAUCAAAGCUCAACAACAUCGCACUCAAUUCUCUCACCUAUAUUUCCCACCUCUAACCAAACCAAGUCACACCGACAGCAACAAUGACAAUACCAACGCUGGUGGAAGUGGAAAAGGUGGAAGAGCAAUGUGGUCAAGUCGAAUCACCUCGGAUCCCUCUCAAGUCUUAGACCUAGUCAACAAAUCAUAUAGAGAGGAGGAACAGGAAUUCAGGAAAAGCAGAAUGAACAGAUUAGCUAAAGAAGCUGAAUUACAAAAAAUAAGAGAUCGUGCAUCUUCCCUUUCUCUCAAUCCUGACGACGGGGUGGGUGGCAGUGGACCAAGUACACCGAUAUCAAAACCUUCUCCAUCAUCCUAUUCGACCCCAGUUGCAGGUGGGUCAGGAGGUGGGACACCAAUGUUCGGUGCUAUUAGAGAAUCAACUACCAAGAGUGGAAGUUCAAGUUCGAAGAAGGGCAAAAUCAAUCCGCGAGAUGUAUCUGCCGAAGUUCAACAUAAGAUGGCGAACGCAACUGCCAUGCGAUCAGUAGGGAUGGGUAAGAAAUACGGUUGGAUGACUGGAAAUGUACCUAGUAUAUCUAGUCCCCUGGCUGGUGGUGGAAAUACAAGUAAGAAAAGGAAAUUAGAAAAAGAGAAAGAUAGAGAGAAGGAGAAAUCAAAGUUAUCAUCAAAUGUGACUACAAACUCUCCAAUCGACGGAGGUAGCAAUAGCAAUAAACAAACACCUGAACCUUCAACACCUAAUACCAAUACAUCCGAUAUCGAAAAAGAAAAAGAAAGACCAAACAAAAGGUCUAAACCUACUAUACGUCAACCUACUAGACGGUUGAUACUGGUAGAGAAAGAAGAAACAGAGGGCGGUGAUGUCGAAGAUAAGAAAGUGGAAGAUGAUAAAGUGCUUACACUGUUAGAUUUGGUAUUUGCGAUGGAACAUAAUGGAUUGGAUGGUAAGGGGAUAGGAAAAGAGGACGAAAUAUUACAGAAAGUUUGGGCGAGGAAGGGUGGUCCAUGGGGUGAAGAUGGAUGGGAUGGGAGGAAGUGA